AAUCUUUAACGCAAAAGUGGUCAUAAUCUCCUGGAGAAGAAGAAGAAGACAAGUUCAGGAAAAUGUUUGUUCUUUCUACAAAUGGAUUUGAAUGAAAAGCCAAGGCAUCUUCAAAGACAAUGGUUGAUGCAUCAAUCAAUAUCUUCUCUGGUGAUCAACAUAAUGCGUAUUGUUUCAGUGUUAACUUUCUUCAGUAGUUAAGUUCAACGAAAGAAGCACUUAAUUUUAAGCUUCCAUGAAGUUCAGCUGCUGCCUUUUGACUCUGGUUCUUAAUAUUAGUGUUUUUGCUCAAGAAAAUGUUGCUUCCAACCUGACAUUUACAGUGGGAUCAAGGUCCCUGCCUCUCAACAUAUCACUUCUCCCUAUCUUUCAAGCCUUGACAAAAUCUCCUGUUCCUCAGGAUAUCAUAGCAAAAGAAGGUAACUGUGCUUUCAUUGAAUGUAAUUUGAACAUUAGCCAGCAGGACACCAUACUGUGGUACAACUCAAAAGGGCAUCUUCUGGAGCAAGGUGGAAGAGAUGGAAGGCUGGUGAUCUCUGACAAUAUCCUUAAUAUCACAAGUGUAAUCUUUGGUGAUCGGGGACGAUAUACUUGCAUUGUCACAAAUGAAAAUGGCACUUCUUAUUAUUCAGUCACUCUCAGAGUUGUCUCCACAUCUGGAGACAUGGGCAUUUAUUACAUGAUUGUCUGCCUAGUUGCUUUUACUAUCAUCCUAAUCCUGAAUAUUACACGUCUGUGCAUGAUGAGCAGCCAUCUUCGUAAGACAGAGAAAGCCAUCAAUGAGUUCUUCAGGACUGAAGGGGCUGAGAAGCUACAGAAGGCGUUUGAAAUAGCCAAACGCAUUCCUAUUAUUACCUCUGCUAAAACUCUAGAGCUGGCCAAAGUCACCCAGUUUAAAACUAUGGAAUUUGCCCGGUACAUUGAAGAACUUGCCAGGAGUAUCCCUCUACCACCUCUAAUCCUUAACUGCAGGGCCUUUAUGGAAGAAAUAUUUGAAGCAGUCCAUGUUGACGACCCUGAUGAAGUUGGAGUUAAACAGACCCAGGCACUUGGUGCCCAAGGGGGACUCUAUCCCUUAAACCCAGAAAUAAAGCGCAGUAAUUCACCAGCAGGAGAUUCAGAUGAUGGUUCUGUGAAUGACCAUGGCAAAGAAAUAGCUGUGGAGGUAUCAGUCCAUCUUCAGUCAGAAGCACAAAGCAUUGAUACUGUUUCUCACGAUAGUGUCCCCUCCCUACCAUCAGAGGAUGGUCCUUGUGCUGAAUCCAAGUAGAAUAGCAAAGCUAGUUGAAUGAGAUUCCUCCUGAUUUUUGAGAAUGCUUUCAAAGAGAAAAGGGAAAAUGCAACCACAGUCACAAAUGCAUGAUCCCUGUUUGUUUUUUGUUUUAAAUUUUGUUAGAUAAUUUGAAAAUCAGCUUAGAUGAAGUUAUUUUAAAAUUCUUAUUAGGAGGAAUGUUAUAACUAGUCCUAGAAGUAUUUUGCAACAGAAAUCUUUUCUACCAAUUGUUGAUCAUUUCCAGUUAUAGUAUUGAGUGGACAAACUUUUGAUGGCUGGUGUAGUACAGUUUUUAUUUUUGUGAGAGAAAGAUUGCAGCAAAUGGGGCACUGGUAUCUUUCAUAUCAUGAAAAUAAGCAGAGACUUUAUUACAUUUUUUCCCAAUUUUCAGUGUGCUAAGCCUAAAAAAGUUUCAGUGCACCUUACUUCUUUUGCUUGCCAUUAGAAACUGUAAAAUUAAGGCUGGUGGGUUGUCUGUUCUUGAGUUAUAGCAAAAUAAUGCAUUGAUGUGAAUUGUUUUUGUCAUGUCAACCCAGAAACUUAAAUUCUUGUAUGUGCUCAGUUAUUUUAUUGAUGGCACUAUUCACAAAUGUACAAGAAAUUGUAAUGUGGAAGAUAUUUUAUUUAAAAAACCCUAUAAUGAGACUAUGUGAUUGUUGCAGUUGAAAACUAUGUGAGAAACCUAUGAAAUACCCAGAGAUUCAAAAGUCCGUAUUUGUGUUCUUAUGCAGUAUUUGCAUUAGAAAAUAGGAACCCAGGUACAGCUUUUGCAUUGCAGCCAAGGACAGACUACUUAAACUUUCUGCCAAUUGCCAAGCAUUUUAAUAAAUGAUGCUUGUUUUCUUAGUGUUGUUCAUAAUGUCAUCUUUUGAAAUAUUCUUUCAUUUCUGGUAUUGCAGUGAUGAAAUGACAGAGUCAUCAGGUUCUCAGUGUUGCUAUGAUAGAAAUGACAGCUUCAGUACUAGUGACUAUUUUGAAGUGUCUGCAGUAACCUCAUUUAUAACGUCAGUCUUUUUUUCUCAGGUAAUAUGUUCUUAAUUAUUAUCAUUAAUGUUAAGUGGCCAAUGUUGAGGGCAAUGUCAUUUGAUAGCAGUUAUAAGUGUUUAAUGAAAAGCACCCAGGGGAAACUGUCAACUUGAGUAGAUGGUAAUUUGGGACAAAAAGAUGCACAGUUAGAAAAGUAGGUUGAGAAUUGCUAUCUGUAUGUAACAUCUGACCUGGCCCUUGUGAAAAAUGUGAUAAAUCCUCAAAGGGCAACAUGAUACCACAAUGAGCAACUUUUCUCUAAUACUGAUGUUUGGCUGAAGCCGCGUGUUCAACAGUGGUGUAAUUAAUUGCCUACUGCUUCAGACUACACAUGUGGAAUAAUACAGUUAAAUCUCGCCUUAAAAAAAACAGGCACCCACCUUGUGAAUUCAAAAUUAAACUGUGAGGGUCUAGUUUGGUCAGUUGUUGACUGUUGUUCCCCCCACAAACCGUUGCAUGAAUCUUUUAACCUUUCCAGAAAAGCUUAUUACGUAUCUGAAGUAGUGCAAUUCAUUUUAUCAUCACCUCCUACUGUAUGCAGGUCUGUCUGUAUGCUAUGAGGUCACAUUUACUAAUGAAAUAAGAUUGUUACUUUCUCUUGCAGCCAUCUGAAUUGGCCCAGUUCAUAUAAAGUAAUGUUGGGGGGCGGGGUGAGCUCUAAAACAUCUGUUUAGUUUCCUUCCUUCCUUCUUGGAAAAAAAAUGUGACAAGCCAAACAUAUAGGUGACCCAUAAUCCAGAAAGUUAAGAUAGUGUAAGUCUAAAUUUGUGAUAGAUGUGAAAUCCCUCUUGCUCUAGCAAAUGUUGAAGAAACGUGAUUUUUAAAGGAAUCUAUCAUUAAGUUUAUAGCAGAAGUGGUUGGCAAGCUGUAAUAGUAAUGACACCUAGGAAAUUGGAGUUGUUGGCAGUAACACUCAUCUGUUUAAUAGAUUGUUUAAGAAAACAAUAUUCAUCUCACAAUAUUUAGCUUAAUUUUCUUAAUGUUUGUUUCUGUUUCUGAAGCAAAACAGAUUGUGCAGGCAUUAGCUUGGCAGGGGGAUGUAUUUGUAAAUGCAGGAUGAUAUUUCUAUGUAUCCUUCUGUAAAUCAUUUUUACAUAUAACCUAGAAAAGCAGAGGACCCUGAUUUGCAUCACUUUGUUUAGUGAAACAAAGGCAAGACAGAGACAAACGAUCAAUUUAGAUGGAUUAGGUGUAAAAAUCGUGCAUGGUGAAUAUUGUGGAGUGUGGAUAGUUUUUUUUUAAACAGAGAUCUUUAUCAAAUAUUGCUGUAGUGUUAUGAACAUAUUUGGAUAAAAUAUUGCUUGUGGUGUGUACUUGUUUGAAAAAUUGAUGUAAGCUUAUGAAAAAAUGAUGUAAGACUUCUCAAAUGGCCAAGAGAUUUUCAUCUCUGUGAAUAAUCAAGAGAUUAUGGCAAGAGCCCAGCCAUAAAGCUAUUAUUAUGGAACAUCCAUUGGAAGUUCAAUUCUGCCUGUGCACAAUUGGGGGCGGGGAGGGGAGGGUAUGAACUAAUUUAUGUUAUCAGACAUGAGGUGGUCUUCUUGUUUCUUCAGCUCUAGUGUUUUGUAAAAGAUAUUAGAAAACCUACUCUGCUCACCAAAAUAUGGUUUCAGCAUCACAUUUGUAGUUUGGGAGUUGUCACAUCAGUUUCUGUAACAGAAUAAGAUUUCAUACUUUUAUAUAAAAGUAAUAUGGUGCUUUUUUCCAAUAUAAUAAAAUCUACUAUUAAAUGCCUGAAUUGUGUUUCUGGUUUUACA
Messenger RNA from Python bivittatus (Burmese python), 4053 nucleotides. Lineage: Eukaryota; Metazoa; Chordata; Lepidosauria; Squamata; Pythonidae. The record is from RefSeq and is a predicted model, not a curated record.